Molecule: messenger RNA, 804 nt
Organism: Serpula lacrymans var. lacrymans S7.9
Lineage: Eukaryota; Fungi; Basidiomycota; Agaricomycetes; Boletales; Serpulaceae
Exons: 1
Coding region: 10-621 (203 amino acids)
Source: RefSeq, a predicted model, not a curated record
GAACUCGAUAUGUCCAAGGCCUUAUCUCCACUAAACAUUUUCAUCGUUGGGCCGUCCUGCACAGGAAAGACGACUCUUUGUAAUGCACUGUCAAAAAAACUAGGUUUAAACAAUGCGCUAUUCAUUAAAGAGGUGGCACGAAGUGUCAUGCGGGAGCAAGGUUAUACAAGAGCGGAUGUAGGGAAUAUAGAGAUGCAGAAGGCAAUCAUGACAGCACAACUGGAGAGAGAGGAUGGUGCACUCUCAGAGGCGGAAAGAUUAGCUGGUCACAUCAUCCUUAGUGAUAGGUCAGGUAUUGACCCUAUCAUCUACGCCACUCUAACUGCUCGAAAUGAGAACGAAGGCCAACAGCAUAAAAACCAGCUUAUGCGUCUACCCAUUUUCCAGAAAGCUUUAUCCAAGUACAGGCAAUCCAUCUUCGUACUGCUCGCGCCUGUGGAGGAAUGGCUGGUGGAUGACGGCGUGCGCAGCCUCGACGAUAGCGCUCAGUGCGUUGAGACGUUCAGGAGGACGCUGGAUGAAUUAGGAAUAAAGUACUACGAGAUUGGUCGCGAAACAAUGGAUCUAAUAGCGAGGGUUACGGCAAUGAUGGAAAUCGUUGGUACUAUGGCACGGCUCUGAGAAGAUUUACUAGUAAAGUUAACACUUUAUUCAGACGCACCUCGCUAUACGAUACUUGAUAUGUGGUACGGCUCUGAGCAGAUCUACUAGUAAAGUUAACACUUUAUUCAGACGCACCUCGCUAUACGAUACUUGAUAUGUGGUAUGUUGUACACACAUUGCAAACAAAGGAGAUUACAUGCU